Myxocyprinus asiaticus (Chinese sucker) is the source of this 9473-nucleotide messenger RNA. RefSeq names its product dedicator of cytokinesis protein 4-like. Bases 122 to 5977 code for a protein of 1951 amino acids. Gene Ontology annotation, cellular component: cytoplasm; plasma membrane. The transcript is spliced from 52 exons. The record is from RefSeq and is a predicted model, not a curated record. NCBI's taxonomy places the organism in Eukaryota, Metazoa, Chordata, Actinopteri, Cypriniformes, Catostomidae. Gene Ontology annotation, biological process: small GTPase-mediated signal transduction; cell chemotaxis. Gene Ontology annotation, molecular function: GTPase activator activity; small GTPase binding; guanyl-nucleotide exchange factor activity.
CGCUUGAGCAAUCUGAACAAUGACUCUGCGCGAGAGGAUGAUCCGAAGCCGGAGAGAAGUGUGAUUUAACACCGUUACUGAAUAUCGCGCUGCCUUUAACGUUCUUUUCAACACAAACACCAUGAAUAUGUGGAUGCCCACAGAAAACGAGAAAUACGGAGUCGUGCUGGCCAGUUUCCGGGGGACGGUACAGCAUGGCUUGCCCCUGGAGAUCGGGGAUACGGUGCAGAUCCUGGAGAAAUGUGAAGGCUGGUACAGAGGAUUCAUCCUGAAGAACCCAAAUGCCAAGGGGAUUUUUCCUUGCAGUUACAUCCAUCUGAAAAAUGCUCAUAUCAAGAAUAAAGGGCAGUUUGAGCUGGUGGUGCCAACCGAAGACUCUGUUAUUACCGAGAUGACGUCCACACUGAGGGACUGGGGUGCCAUGUGGAAGCAGCUCUUUGUGAAAAAUGAAGGCGAUCUGUUUCACAGACUGUGGCACGUCAUGAAUGAGAUUUUGGAUCUGAGGCGACAGGUUCUGGUUGGUCACCUGACUCACGACCGCAUGAGGGACGUCAAACAGCACAUCACAGCACGACUGGACUGGGGGAAUGAGCAGCUGGGUUUGGACCUGGUACCCCGGAGGGAAUUCAGCAUGGUCGACCCGGACGAAAUCAGCGUUACCGAGCUCUACCGACUGAUGGAGCAUCGGCAUCGGAAGAAAGAAACUCCAAGUCCUGUCAGCACACAUCACCUGUUUGUCCAUUUGAAGAGUCUGAUGAGCUCAAACCUGGGUGAAGAACUGGAGGUCUUCUUCUUCAUCUAUGAUAGUCGAGAAAGCAAACCACUCAGUGAACGGUUCUUUGUUAAACUCAAUAAAAAUGGUCUGCCCAAGUUUCCCGAGAAGACAGAAAGACAAAGCACAAUUUUUGUGGAUAUCGGGAGUGGAGACCUGAGAAAAGACGUGUAUAUUGUCGUACACAUCAUAAGAAUUGGGCGAAUGGGUGCAGGAGAGAAGAAGAACACAUGUAAUGUUCAAUACAGGCGUCCGUAUGGCUGUGCUGUGGUCAGUAUCGCUGAUCUUCUCACUUCUGACUCGAAAGAUGACCACCUGCUGAAGAUUUAUGCUUGCAACACAGAAAGCGACUGGAGUCAAAUUCACGAAAACAUUAUAAAGAAGGUGAACUCCAGAUACAACCUCUCAGGGUCCAACACAGGCCUGGCAGUGGCUCUCCAGUUGUUACACGGUGACAUCGAACAGUUGAGGAGAGAAUAUUUGGUCCUCUUUACCAGAGGAGUCUCCAUCACCAAAAAACUGGGCUUCUCUGAUGUCAUCAUGCCAGGUGAAAUGAGGAAUGACCUGUAUGUUACGCUGGAGAAGGGGGAGUUCGAGAAAGGAGGGAAGAGUGUGGCGAGAAACGUGGAGGUCACCGUCUACGCUCUGGAUGCUGAUGGGCAGAUUCUUAAGGGUUUUGUGGCCGUGGGAUCGGGCGAGCCAGGCGGAGAUGAGUAUCACACCUUUGUGCUGUACCACAACAACAGCCCGCGGUGGGCUGAGCUAAUCAAGCUGCCCAUCCCCGUUGAUAUGUUCCACGGCUCGCAUGUUCGUUUUGAGUUCCGCCACUGUUCCACUAAAGACAAAGGGGAAAAGAAGCUCUUUGGAUUCUCAUUCGUUCCUCUAAUGCAGGAAGAUGGGCGGACUUUGCCGGAUGGCACCCAUGAGCUCAUUGUUCAUAAGUGUGAAGAGAAUGCUAACCUGCAAGACUGUGCGCGCUACCUCAAACUGCCUUUCUCUAAAUCAAAUCUGCCCGGCAACAACCAAACUGUGAAAGGCAGUAAAGAAUCUCUCUGGAUCACAUCUUUCCUGUGUUCUACCAAGCUCACUCAGAACGGUGAUAUGCUGGACUUACUGAAGUGGAGAGCUCACCCGGAGAGAAUCAGUGACAGUCUGUCAAAACUCAAAGAGAUCGAUGGCUCAGAAAUAGUGAAGUUUUUACAGGACACACUGGAUACACUUUUUGGUAUUUUGGAUGAGAGCUCACAAAGAUAUGCACUCAAGGUGUUUGAUUGUCUGGUGCACAUUAUAAACCUGCUCCAGGAUAGCAAGUUUCAGCAUUUCAAACCAGUUAUGGACACCUACAUUGAAAGCCACUUUGCAGGAGCCCUGUCAUACAGGGAUCUGAUCAAGGUGCUAAAGUGGUACGUAGACCGCAUUAUUGAAGCUGACUGUCAAGAACACAUCCGACAGGUGCUACAGGCGACAGAGUACAUUUUUAAAUAUAUUAUCCAAUCUCGGUGGCUGUUUGCACUAGCCACAGGGGGACAGAACGAAGAGGAGUUUCGAUGCUGUAUGCAUGAGCUGUUCAUGUCCAUAAGCUUCUUCCUCUCGCAGGAGAACAAAAGCUCGCAGCCCAUCAUUCAAACACAGACAGUGUUUUUACAGUCAUUCCCGGCUGUGUAUGGAGAGUUGCUGAAGCUUUUUACUGUAAGGGAAGUGGCCACGUUUGUGCGCGAGACAUUGGGCAGCCUCCCCACCACUUCCCAAACAGACUGCCCCCUGGAGGCCAUCAAACUGCACUGCAUCGCCAAAACCGUCGACAGCCAACUCUACACCAACCCAGAGUCUAGAUGUAUCCUGCUGCCGGUGGUGUUGCGUUUGCUACAGGCUCAUAUGCAGGAACAAAAAGAUCUCUUCAUGUGUGCUCACAUCCUUACCUGCAUGCUGUCUCUACUCAAGAAGGAAGACACGGAGCCGACUGUAUCCGAGGAGGUCGACCUGAUUGUGGAGAGUGUUUUGGGUGUGUUACUGCGGACAAUACUGGAAGUCGCUAACCGACCCCAUCCACCAGGACCCACACUUCGCCCCCAGAUUCAAGACGUUACGGGAGAGUUUGUGUCAUGUCUUCUGGCUCUGUUGAGGCACAUGAAGGAUCGACACUACCAGCAGCUUCUGCAGAGCUUCACAAGUAAAAACGAUCUGCGGGAUUUUCUGCUCCAUAUGUUCACCGUGUUUCGGAUCCUAAUAAGGCCAGAGAUGUUCCCGAAAGACUGGACAGUCAUGCGACUUGUCACUAACAAUAUCAUCAUCACCACUGUGCUCUACCUGUCAGAUGCUUUAAGGAAAGACUUCCUUAAUGACAAGUUCGACUAUAAGGUAUGGGAUUCUUAUUUCUGCCUGUCUGUCAUCUUCAUCAACCAGCCUUGCCUUCAGCUAGAGACCUUCUCUGCAUCUAAGAGGAAGAAAAUACUGGAAAAGUAUGGAGAUAUGCGUGUAAUGAUGGGAUGUGAGAUAUUCAGCAUGUGGCAGAAUUUAGGAGAGCACAAGUUAAAUUUCAUCCCAGCGAUGAUCGGUCCGUUCCUGGAAGUGACGUUGGUACCCCAACCUGACCUGAGGAAUGUCAUGAUCCCGAUAUUUCAUGACAUGAUGGACUGGGAACAGCGCAGAAGUGGCAACUUCAAACAGGUGGAGGCGAAACUUAUUGACAAGCUGGACAGCCUUAUGUCAGAGGGGAAAGGAGACGAGACAUAUAGAGAGCUCUUCAACAGCAUUCUGUUGAAGAAGAUUGAGAGAGAAACCUGGCGAGAGAGCGGAAUAUCACUCAUCGCCACGGUUACACGACUUAUGGAGAGACUGCUGGACUACAGGGACUGUAUGAAAAUGGGAGAAGUGGACGGAAAGAAGAUUGGCUGUACAGUCAGUCUGCUGAACUUUUACAAAACAGAGCUGAAUAAAGAGGAAAUGUACAUCCGGUACAUUCACAAGCUGUAUGACCUGCACCUGAAAGCUCAGAAUUACACAGAGGCCUCAUACACACUUCUACUCUAUGACGAGCUGUUGGAGUGGUCCGAGAGACCCCUGAGGGAGUUUCUGAGUUAUCCCAUGCAGAGCGAGUGGCAGAGGAAAGAAAACCUGCACCUCAUCAUCAUACAGAACUUUGACCGUGGAAAGUGUUGGGAAAAUGGCAUCAUUCUGUGCAGAGAGCUGGCUGACCAGUAUGAAUCCUACUAUGAUUACAGAAACCUCAGCAAAAUGAGGAUGAUGGAAGCCUCAUUUUACGAUAAAAUAAUGGACCAGCAGCGUCUGGAACCUGAGUUCUUCAGAGUGGGUUUCUACGGCAAGAAGUUCCCCUUCUUUUUACGGAAUAAGGAGUUUGUGUGUCGUGGUCAUGACUACGAGCGGCUGGAGGCAUUCCAGCAACGCAUGCUCAAUGAGUUCCCACAUGCCAUCGCAAUGCAACACGCCAACCAGCCCGACCAGACCAUCUACCAGGCUGAAGCCCAGUACCUGCAGAUCUACGCUGUCACACCAAUCCCAGACAGCCAGGACGUCCUGCAGCGAGACGGCGUCCCGGACAACAUCAAGAGCUUCUAUAAAGUCAACAAAAUCUGGAGGUUCCGCUAUGACCGGCCAUUUCACAAGGGCACCAAAGACAAGGAGAAUGAGUUUAAGAGCCUGUGGGUUGAAAGGACAACGCUAACGCUUGUUCAAAGUCUACCCGGCAUCUCACGGUGGUUUGAAGUGGAGAGGAGAGAGCUGGUGGAAGUGAGUCCGUUGGAGAACGCCAUCGAGGUGAUCGAAAACAAGAACCUGCAGUUACGGACCUUGAUCACGCAGUGCCAAACACGACAGAUGCAGAACAUCAACCCUCUGACUAUGUGUCUUAAUGGAGUCAUCGACGCCGCCGUCAACGGAGGUCUCGCUCGCUAUCAGGAGGCAUUCUUCGCGAAGGACUACAUCAUGAAUCACCCGGAAGACGGUGACAAGAUCGGCCGUCUCAGAGAGCUCAUGUUUGAACAGGCUCACAUAUUGGAGUUUGGUUUGGCUGUGCAUGAGAAAUUCGUACCUCAGGACAUGAGGCCCCUGCAUAAGAAACUGGUGGAUCAGUUUCACCUAAUGAAAUCAAGCCUUGGCAUACAGGAGUUUCCGGCAUAUGUGCGGGCCAGCCCGAUCCACUUCACCAAUGGAAGCCUUCAUACUGGCAGGAACUCAGCGCCCAACAUCAUGAGUCCAGAGGGAGGUGCGCGUGUGGUGGCGCGACACAGUCCCCUAAGCUAUCCAGCAGUCAACCGCUACUCUUCGUCAUCGCUGUCAUCACAGGCCUCCAAUGAAGUGAGCAACAUCACUGGCCAAUCAGAGAGCUCCGACGAAGUCUUCAACAUUCAGCCAAGUCCAUCUACCUCAAGUCUCAGUUCCAAUCACUCUGCCUCUCCGAACGUGACCAGCUCGGCUCCAACCAGUGCCAGAGGUUCACCGCAGUUGUCAGAUAAACACAAACAUUCCCGAGAGAACUGCCUCUCACCCCGAGAGAGACCCUGCAGUGCCAUAUAUCCAAACCCCCUGGAUCCUACACAGAGGCCUGUUCCUCACACAGCGGGCGACGCAUUCUUACCACGCAGUGAUCCAAACAUCUCCACCCCCGAUAAAGUGGUCAAGCCUGCAGCUAGUAGCUGGAGUCUAGACACAUCGCUCUCUGAUUUAAACGGAAAGUGCCCCCCUGUCCCUCCUAGGCCACCAUACACAGGGUCUCCAGCCAAGACAAGAUCGCAGUCCCCUGUGAUGACAUCACGCUCCCCUCAAAAGAGUGCGGUGCCCCCGUUUACCCCCUCACCCACAGAAUUCCAGUCUUCAGGGCUGGUGUCAAACUCGCCGGUGCUUUCGGGAAGCUACAGUAGUGGCAUCUCCUCUCUCAGUCGCUGCAGUGUCUCUGAGGCCUCAGGUACCGAGACAACGCCCGCAGACCAUGCCCUCCCAAACUCUGCCUCCAGUGGCUCAGAUGAGCUCUUUCGACGGGAGAACAAGACACCGCCUCCUUACAGCAUCCACGAGCGAAACCCCCGCAGGCAGGUGCCACUUCCCCCAAGCCUGGCGAUUCACACAAAUAUCGACGCACCGCCCAUUCCACCGAAACCCCAACAGAUUCGAAGGCAACACACUGAACCACGUCGACCCGACCAGUUUCCCAGACCCAGACCAAUUCCGAGGAAAGUCUCGCAGCUCUAAUGUUGCACCCCGAACACCAAUCCUACCAUUUGCACUUUCACAUUAAAAGGGAUAGUUCACUCAAAAAUAAAGAUUUUUACAUUUACUCACCCUCAUGUCAUUCCAAACCUGAAUUACUUUUUUAUAUGGAUCACAAAAGGAGAUGUUGGGCAGAAUGUCAGCCCCAGUCACUUUUAUUGUAUGGAGGAAAAAAAGAUGCAGUGAAUGUGAAUGGUGACUGGGGCUUUACUGUACAUCUCGUGUUCAUAUGGGUUAGGAAGAACAUGAGAGUUAGUAAAUGAUGACAGAUUUUUCUUUUUUGCAUGAACUAUCUCUUUAAUCUCUCUGGGUUUACAAAUCCAAACUCCCAGUUUAAUGUAACAAUUUUUUUAUUAUUUUUGUUAAAUAUGUGUAUAAAUAUAUUUAGAGUGAGAGAGAGGAUAAAGGGGUAUGACUGCAUUUUUAUGCACUUUUUAGGUAUUAAUUGUAGGUUCACUUGUCAGAUAUCUUAAGCCUCUGAAUUAACUCUAAAACAUGGUAUUUUAAAAGAUUUUUCAUAUAUUUAUCAAUGCUAAUAUGUGUAAUAGUGGUUGAUACUAGACAAAGUUUUGCCUUAAGAUUUAAAAACUGUCUUUUAAUCAAUGGUUAAUGCACAAUCUAAACUUAAAGUACUUUGUACUUUAUAUAUAGCCAAAUGGUGCUAGAAUUCAUCUACAUUAAUGUCAGCACUGAAUAUUUUCCCAGAAUCGUUUUUUCUUUGGAAUUAGGUUGCUGCUUUUGUAAAAAAAAUAAUUUCACCAUGGUCUCUGUUGUCAUUUCUAAAAAUCCACGGGUCUCUCAAAGGUUAGACAAAUCAGUACAAUUUCACAGUUUAAACUCUGCCAUCCUUGCUAAUGUGAAAAUGCUUUAAAAAUAAGUUUAAUCAAGAGUUGUAUCUCCCUCCCGUCUUUCCAAUUGGAGUGGGCAGAGCAAUGCAUGCUCAUUAAAUCCAGUAAGCAUUGACGGUUGGGGGCUGUAUGUGGUCGGAGUGAGUCCUAGCUAGAGUUUGCGCAUGGAGCGCCUUUGCCCACACAGUGUAAAUGCAGAUGGACUUUCGAGGAGUUCUGCCAAGUGUCGUGCCAAAGGAACAAGUGGGCUGUAAGGAAAUGGAUGUCCUGAACUCGAAGAUGCUCUUUUAGGAUGCAAAUUGAGUGUUAGACAUUCACUGUAAUAGACUCCACUGUAAAAACUUGCGGAGCGACUACUUUAUGGCACUGAAUUGCUGCUGGAUGUCUAGGAAGGGUACAGCCCAAAAAAAGAGCUUGAAAUUAAAGGUAAUUUAUCUGCCCACAGAUAUUACAGAGAUUUAACCUGCCAUUGGAUAAUAAGGGCUCACAUUCAUGUUCACACUGAAUCCGAAUUGCAUUCCAAUACAAAACUGGAUUGGCACAUCUGGAAAGUCCUCUUCCUUUGAUCUAAUUUACUAGUAAGAAUUUUAGUAGCAGAUUUUUAAUGAUGAUUAUACAUUUUCGCAUAUGCCUUAACAUGCAUAGAUGCUUUUGUAGACAUGUUUACACUGCUCAAAUUCGUAGUGUAAAAUUUGCAAAAAGCACUAAUGAAUGUUGGUGCAUUAUGCAUGAGAAUUUAAUUUGUUGUCUGAAUGUUGCCAAGUUAAUUAUACAGGUUUUUUUUUUUUUUUUUUUUUUUUUUUUUUAAGGCCCUGUAAAGUAAAUAAUAGACCUUAUUCAUGCUAGUGCCAUCUUUGAUUUUUAAUGGGAAUGACAACGAGGCUGUGAGGGACUGUCUUCAAUGGCACGAACAGUAUAAAGCUCCUAGAUCAGGGGUUCUCAACGGGGGGGCGUUGAGAGCAAAUUAGUAGAGAGGAGGGCGUUUAUCAGUCAAUCAAAUCUAUCGUCAAGUUCCUCCUUGAAUUAAAACGGUUAUCUACACUUUGAGGAUAUCAGUUGGUUCUCGAUUAUACGGGUUGGUACGCAUUCAUACCGCGGUUCAUCUGAUUUUGAAGUCUAGCGGCGCAUCUGAACUAUCUGGUUUAGCAGCGUCAAAUAAACAGGCGGAGGCACAACCUCGGCUAAUGCACCUGUAUGGCUCUGUAGAUGGAUACGGCUCAAUGGACAGAGCAGCACGAGCGAAAAGCUCUUAAAACUCGAGCUCUUAAACUCAAAGCUUUGCGAGUAUCAGUGAGAAGCAAGGCGCGAAGCGUAAACCAUUUGAAUUCGGCACAGAAUUCUACAUCACCACCCUUGAAUUUACUAUAGUAACACUAACUGUACUUUAGGCAGAAAUAGAUUGAUAAUAAAUAUUAUCAUAUCACUACUUCAGCUGAAUUAAAUUUGUCAUAGGCUACAUUAGGGGAGUGAGGGAAUAUAAUACAUUUUUGUUACAACUUAUAAAUAUUUAUAUUUUUUAUUUAUUGUUUUUAGAUGUAUUUAGAGUAGCUCUACUUUUUAUAAUUACAAAAAUGCCAUAGUUUGUUUUAUAGAAAUCAUGUUACAUCUAAACAUUGUAGUGAAACAGAUCCAUGCUUCCAUGUGUUUACUAUGGUCUUGUUACAAAUCACUGUUAAAACUAUAAAAAUAAAUAAUUAAUGAAUAAAUUAAAAUUUUCAAAAAGGCAAAUGUAAAAUAUAUUAACUAUCACUUUUAUUAUUAGUUUCUGUCUUCGCAUUUUCAUUUUAUAGCCCCCAGAUGUAGCCCUCCAUCUGCUUGAAUUCAAGAAACGCAACGUUUGGUCUCACAUUCAUGAUGCGUAAGCCUGCUGAACUUAAUAAAACUUUAAAUGUAUGCAAUGCAAUGAAGUUGCAUUGAGCAAAUUAAGCAAAUAACACAUUGGGGGGGGUGGUAAGGGAAUGAAGUAGGGGGGUGUUCAUCAAAAAAAGGUUGAGAACCACUGUUCUAGAUCACAUCUGUUUUUCCACAACUCACUGUCUGGAGCUCUUUGUAUACUGAAUGUUAUUUUAUCAAUGUUUUGUCCAUGGAACGAUCCAAAAACACUUUAAACUGCAGUACAGCCAAUUGAAGUGAAGUCUAUCCUUCACAGUUGUCAUUCCCAUUUAAAAUCAAAGAUGGUGCUGAUGUGAAAAAGGUCUAUGGUGAAUAUAUAAAAGGAGCGAGAUCAGCUAUUUUUUGCAUAAAAAAAAAAAAAAAUGUGAUCAGAUAACUCGAUUUGUCAAAUUAACGUAAGUAUUUUUAUUUUCACCUUUUUUAUGAUUGCGAGUUGAGAGACUGAUUUGUUGCAAAUGCCGAAUGAAGACAUUCAUAAAAAUCAAUACUUAAGUUCAGAACUGUAAAUGAACUAACAAGAUUGUUGUAAUUAUGCCAAAUGCAAUAUCUUGUCUAUUGUAAAUACUGUGUUUUUAACAGAAAAAAAGUGUAGCUAUAGCAAAUUUACAGCUUUGAAUGUUUGAACAGCAAAUUAAGAUGAUAAAUGUCAAAUAUUUAUGUAUUUUGUAAGCGUAGAGAAAAUGAGGUCGAACACAUUUACAUUCUAAUGACUUUCUGUCUAAUAAACGUUUCCAACA